Epinephelus fuscoguttatus (brown-marbled grouper) is the source of this 3451-nucleotide messenger RNA. RefSeq names its product coiled-coil domain containing 135 (gene drc7). Gene Ontology annotation, cellular component: motile cilium. Gene Ontology annotation, biological process: flagellated sperm motility. The transcript is spliced from 18 exons. The record is from RefSeq and is a predicted model, not a curated record. Lineage: Eukaryota; Metazoa; Chordata; Actinopteri; Perciformes; Serranidae.
UUGCCAUGGAGACGGAGUAGCAACAGCGCUGUAAGUUCUGAUGGUUCAACAGAAAUUAACGUUCAAAACCUGCUUCAUUCAUCGCACGACACAUGGAGACUGUACUGGAGUCAGAGCGUGAGGAGGAAGUCAGGGGUGGAGAGACAUGGGAGGAGGAGGAAGAGGAGGAGGAGGAGGAGGAGGAAACUCUGCAUGUUUCAGCUCCUCAGGAGCCUCUCCUGAAGUGGGACACAGCAGACGAGCUGUGUCCCGAGUCCUACAGGGUUAACUCCCCCGACGAGAUUCGACUGUUGGCCAUCGCCGACAACUUCCAGCGUCAGUAUUCACACCUGUAUCCUGACCGCAAAUCACUGCUGCUGCUCUGCCCUGUCAACGAAUGUGGUGUGAAGAAGUUUGUCUCCACGACUCUUCGGCCCACGAUGACAAUCUACCCUGAACUUUUCACCUGGGAGGGCUGUGCCUCCUUUGUGGCUGACUUCCUGUCUCUGGUCCCUUUGGAGCCGCCUGUGGACCUGCCCAGGUACCUGUUCUCCCCCAGCUCGGUGCUGCAGAGUCAGAGAGCCACAUGUUUUGAAUCUGCCGCCCUGCUGUGCAGCCUGCUGCUCGGCGCCCACUACGACGCCUACUGUGUCAGCGGCUACGCUGUCAAACAGAUGUGUCUGCUGGACCAGAGCCUGCAGGAGUGCCCCCUGCAGGACACUGAGGUCAAGAGUGUGACCUCAGAGCAGGAGCCACAGGAGAACAAAUACACAGUGAAACAUGUGAGGGAGCUGAAGAGUCACUUUCUGAUGCAGCAAGAGAAGAAGAAACAGGAUGCGGAGGCUGCAUCACUUCAGAAACAAAAACUCCAGGAGGACAGUGAGCAGCGACCUGCCGAACCCCUGCAAGGACUGUGGGUGCACUGUUGGGUGCUGGUGCUGUCAGGGAGUCGGAGCGUCGAGGAGAACUUCUUCAUCGACCCCCUGACCGGGAGGAGCUACAGCACUGAUGAUGACAACUUCCUGGGCAUCGAGAGCGUGUGGAACAAUCACAACUAUUAUGUCAACAUGCAGGACUGCAGGAACGGCUGUGCUGAUAUGGUGUAUGACCUGGAAGAUUUAAAGAUGUGGGAGCCAGUCCUGUACGGUGCAGCCAGUAAAAGGCAGCUGAUUCUUGACAUUGUGAAGGAACAGGAGAGGGAGAUGAUGAGCAGAAUAAACGAUGGUGAUGAGGAGGAGGAGCAGUCCAGAGUUCUUAAGAUGCCACGAUCCUGGGUCAGUUACAUCAAAGUCUCAGAAAAAGACCUGGAGACCCGCUGGCCCGAAGGACAGAAGGUGACUCACUACAGAAAAGCAAAGCUGGAGAGGUUUGCACUGUACCUGAGGUCAGACGGCCUGGUCACACGACUGACUACAUACAAAGACCUGGACUGCACAGAGGUCGUCAUGGUGAAGGAGUGGUAUCAACACAGAAAGGACCACCUGGAGGAGCGGGAGGUCAACAAGGUCGAGAACUUCACCUCAGAGCGCUUCAAACGUGGAAGAAGCUUCCACCUCUUAUUUCACAGGUACACAUCGUCCAGCACAGGCACAGAACACGAGAUGGAGUUCGGCAGUGCUCAUCUUGACAAUUUGGUGCGGAGGGUAAAGUCACCAAGUUAGAUGACGGAGACCUUCGAGGGCCGGGGGGACUUCCUCUACUAUCGACAUGUCGUCCUCGGUCGACACGUCCAGUUCUCAGAACCAGAUGUGGACACCGAUCCAGAUGACCGACCGCUGCUGAAAAUAGUGGAGCGUUUCCAUAGGAACAGAUCCAAACCGGCCAGCGAAGACGUGGCCGAGCGAGUGUUCCUGUUAGCUCAAAGACGCAUCGAGGUGACCUAUCACUUAGGGGAUCACAGAUUUAUCCCUUCAAAGAGGAGCUUCACCAAACCCCGAGAGUCAACAGAACAAAAGAAGGCCGGGGUCUUCACAUCUCACAUGGUCACCAGCUUCCAGGUGGAUCUGUCUGAGAAGCCUCUUCAGACUCUGACUCUGUAUGAGAUGCUGGCGGCUCUGAUGACGGACGAGGAGGAGGCGGUUCUCCAAAUCAAAGCGUCUAAGAAGGAGCUGCCAGACAUUGUGGCCUGUAGAGAGCAGGAGGAGGGAGACGUUCAGCUUGACUUCUCCCCGUGGACGACAACAGGAGCUGCCAGGGCCCGCAGCCAGAGACAGGAAAUGGAGCGUGUGGCUGCAGAGGAGCAGAAGUGGCUGCAGGAGAAGGAGAAGGACAUCCUGGCUCCCCACCUCAUCCGGCUGGGCAACAAAGAGACUCUGAGUGCCGAAGACGCCAGGCAGCUCCACCAGGACUGCUUGACCGAGUUUAAACAAAGACUGGUGGAGCACGCCAAUCUCAUUCAGGAACACUAUGAAAAGGAGACGCGGGAGCUGCAGAGGAAACAGCAGUGGUACCAGAAGAACCAGCUCCACAUGACGAAGGAGGAGGAGGAAGAGUACCAGACCUACUGCUCUGAGAAAACACUACAAAUACAUGUUGCCAAGAAACGCCUCGUCAUGCACAAGGAAGCAGCUUCUCAGAAGUACCAAACUCUUGAUCAGAAGCUGAAACGAGACCCCCGACUGGCCCCUCACCUGCUCGGCUGAGCCUGACACCCGCCAUCUAAGAUAUUUCUACUGGAGGAGUGGAUUUAAUGAGUUAUUAUCUCUAUCGUCUGUACCCUGUGAAGAGUCUCAUGUCUGGAGCAGUUAGACACAUUUCAAAUAACAAAAAUCAAGAACUGAAAAUAUUUCCAGCAGUGCUGCGAAACAUAUAUUUCUAACAGUUUGUAUCUAUGAAUGAUAAUGUGUCUCAGUCUGUUCAUCUGACGCCUGUGUGCACCUCAAAGUGCCUUUAAAAGCAGCAGCUGGAUUUACAUCAAUGUGUUUUGGAUCUUUACAGUCCUGAUGAGUCCCAAUAUCUUGAGUGACUCCCGUGUGUAAGUUGCACUAAAGAUGAUAAGACACGUUCACCAGAGUCAGCAUUAUUAACGAGUAGGUUUUCACCUAGGCCAGGGGUCGGCAACCUUUACUAUGCACAAAGCAUAUUUUAACCUUAUAAUGAAGGUAUCUAAAUCAGCUGAUCAACUUUACUAAAGGCUCCAAACGAGCAUUCAUUAAUAUCUUAAAGUGGCUCCUCUGCAGUGGGCUAUCCAUGAUAAUCUGCUGCUUUAACUUUGCAGCGUUGGCCAUGAAAGCAAAAAAAAAUCUCUCCUCACACUAUUGAAUUCUCUGUUUUCCUUUUUUGAAUUUGGAAUCAAUCGUUAGCCUCACUAGGAAGAGUCAAAAUGAGCCACCGCCAUUAAGGUGUGGCAAAAUGUAGAGGAAAAGGUGCCAGGUCGUAGACGUACGACGCACAUUUAAGUUGAAGAAAUGUUAAAAAAAGAAAUGUUUUAACGGUAUAUUGGCUUCACAUUUUUACAGUCGGAGAAUGUAAG